Eptesicus fuscus (big brown bat) is the source of this 1101-nucleotide messenger RNA. It is a transcript of the gene AKAIN1, whose product is annotated as A-kinase anchor inhibitor 1. Lineage: Eukaryota; Metazoa; Chordata; Mammalia; Chiroptera; Vespertilionidae. The record is from RefSeq and is a predicted model, not a curated record. The transcript has 4 exons. Bases 87 to 437 code for a protein of 116 amino acids.
UGCGUGCAGCGAGCGUGGGGAGCCCACGGCGAGUGUCUGUGGCUGUGCCAGGCUGCAGGACUUUCUCCAACUUUGGAGACACAGCUAUGAAAACCGUACCCCAAACAGUGUUCCUGGCUCCCUGCGGUCUUUUCUUGAUUCACUGUCUUGCUGUGGUGGAGGAGCACAUCCUCAGUCUGAGGAGUGAACAGAUAUCCUUGGGAGACAGAAUGGGCUUUAUUUUGACAUGGAACCCAUUCCAAGGUGAGAAACCUGGAAACGAGCCUGAAGAGGUGAGGCUGCAGAAUGCCAGCAAACAGAUUGUACAGAAUGCCAUCCUGCAGGCCGUGCGACAAGUCUCCCAGGAGAGUCGGCAGAGGGAAGAGAGGGACGGUGACAACCGGGGCAGCUUCCAGCUGGGCGUGGGGCAGUUAACCAAGAAGCAUGAAAAGAAGUAACAUGGUGUAUUUGGCUCUUGUCAUAUGCUUGUCUUUCAGCCUUUCUCUUAGUAUAGGAUGCGUCGCCAAAAUGUUGCCAGUAAAGCAAACCAAAAGUGCCAUUGGCACCUAGCGGCAGAAUGAAUUCAUACUAGCCCUGGCUGAGAAGCACUGUUUUGAAAAAGUGCAUUAGAUGAUUCUGUUUAUGUUAAUGCAGUGCCUCUGAAACAUUGUGGGGCCAAACUCGACAUUGUAUUGCAGAAGUAGUUUUGCAGCACAAUUUAUUUUUAAAAACAUAAUCCUGUCUAUUGAUUUCUGCCUUUUAUGCAUUCUUUCUGUGAAUUUAACCAAUAGUCCUUUUUUUGCUGUAAUAUUGAGUAAUUUCUGUUCAUUAUAGUUUUAAAAGACUUGCUGGAAAGGGGAAAGAUUGGAGUUUCAAUCUUCAAUAUGGAACUGAAGGUCAAAUUGAGCAAAGGCAAAUUCUAAGACUGAGUCCCUCAGGAUCUUAUGAAGAUAUAUAUAUAUAUAUUUUUAUAUAUAUAUAAAAUAAAAGGAGCAGGUAAACUUUUUAAGAUCUCAGUCUUUUGGUUUCAGUUGUUUGAGAGAUGGUGUUUUCUCUCUGUGCAGAAAUCCUUUGGAAAUAUUAUGGAUUUCUUUUCAUUUCAAAAUUAAAACAAGACAAUUA